AUGUCUUCAUCAAAGGGAAGGGGUGCUGGUGGGAACCAGGUUUGCCGACAGUUCCAGAGGGGAGCAUGCCGAUAUGGCUCGCGGUGUAAAUUCUCCCACGACCCGAGCACCGCACGGUCUCGCUCCUCUCGAGCUUCACGCCCAGCCCAAGUCUCCGUCACACGAGCAUACUUUCCGGAUGAUUGCGAUAUAGACCGGUCGUCCCAGCUGAAAGACCACCUAGAGUCCGCUUUGACAGAUCACACUUAUCUUGACCAAGUCUGGGGCACAACGCUAGAACUCUUCUCUCGAUUGGAUGAGCAGAUCAACCAUCGUACAGUUCAAACUCUUGUGGUCGAAGGGCUCAAAGCUAUUACGGCCACGGUCCAGCUUUCACAAAAGGCAACCCCGGAUCACGUCAAGAUGGUGGAGAAGUUUCUGCGAUCACUCAGCCACCCUGAGCUUGUGAACUCUCUGAGUCUUUCCACCCGAGUCGAUAAGAUGUACGGUGCAUUUUCUGGUCAAAACGGAGAGGAGGGCCUUGCAUUCAUCCAAGGUUACUGUGACCUUCUUUCGAAAGACUUUUCGCUCGUCCAGUCACUCCAGGAAGAGAAGGGCCUCAAGGCGACCAUGAACGACACGCUACUUGUGACUUCUCAACUGUUCGCGAGAGUUCCCCAGCGUCGACAGAAUGGCCAACUUGCUGCCGUUUUCGAAUCGUUUGAAGGGUUGAUUGCGGUGGGUCAAAAGAACAAGGAAGUAUCGGAAAUUGAUUACGAUUCGUUUAUGGCUAGGGUCUCUGCCAUGAGAGGUGCUGCUAUCAGGGAUAGAUCCGAUACCCAGAACCGGGCGAAAGACGGCAAGAUUGAAGCUCCAGGAGGGCGCCACGACAAUGAUUUCGACAGCAUUUCUGAUAUCGAGAUCUUCCCAACCCUUGGCGAGAUAAUGAGCGACAAGCCCGAGUAUCUUCCAAGCACCUUGUUGACCGCCCCGAACGUUGUGGAAGAUCCGCUGCAGCGAUACCUCGACACCACCUUUCGCCUCAUGCGACACGAUAUCUUUGGUCCGAUGAAGACAGUUCUGAAAACCCUUCUUGAGCAGGCCUCAGACUCUCGAACCCCCACGCUGUCUAAUAACGAUGCCCGAGCGAACGUCUACCAAAAGGCUAAUAUUCGUAGCAUCUUCGUCAAUGAUCGGAAUGAACUGGAGGCUGUCGUCUCUUUUCAGGGACUUCCCCAUAUUUUGACAAGGUCCUUACCUGAUCAAACAGAUUGGUGGAAAAAUUCUUCGCGGCUUGAGGAAGGCUCGAUGAUCGCUUUUCUGUCCCGCGCAGACGGCAAGAACAGAAUGUUGUUUUUGCAAGUGACAGUCAAGAAUCCUUCGCAGGCUGAUUACGGUCUCAAAUGGUCCCGAUAUCCCAGUACGCUAGUAUCCAAGAACAAGAUCUCGAGUUUCACUGUUAAGCUUGUGAACUCGUCUUCGAAAGACUUGGAUCAUCUCUGUGAUCUCUUCCAACAAAAAGCACAAGGGUUCCUUGUAGACUUUCCCGGGUUGAUUCCUGCAACCUUCCACCCGGUUCUUGUCAACUUGCAGCGAGUUCAGCGUGAAGGUGACCUGGCCUUCCGUCAGUGGAUCUUGCCCAGUGCUCAUGGUAACUUGAAGGACAUCCCGCCGCCAGCAUACUCUAGGCACCCGGAGUUUGUGUUCAACCUCGAUCGUAUUGCAAAGGGUGAAAUGAGGCUGGAUACAAAGAAGCCAACCGAAUCCUUCAGUUUGCCUGAGCUUGAAGAGAGGUCCGGCUUAGACCAUGGUCAAUGCCGGGGGCUUGUGGAUGCACUCACCAAGGAGUAUUCACUUAUCCAAGGUCCACCUGGCACAGGAAAAUCGUUUCUCGGACAGAAGAUCAUCGAAGUUCUCACGGCCCCUACGACUGCGGUGAACAUGGGCCCAAUCUUGAUUGUAUGCUACACUAAUCACGCACUCGACCAAUUCCUGAAGCACAUUCUUGAUAGUGGGAUCACCAACCUGGUUCGUAUUGGAAGUCGCAGCGAGGCCCCAGAGCUUGAGGACAAGAACAUCCUGGUGGUCAGCAAAACCACCAAGAAAACCAACUCCGAGGCCAAAUCGCUCUUUAAUACUGGAAAGGCCCUGGAUGAGGCCAUGGAGAAAGUCUCGUCCACUCUAUCUACCCUCGACAACCGCAGCACGCAACCCACCUGGGCUGAUUUGGACGAGUUCCUGCUGAAGCACCAUGCGUUGAUUCAUAGCCAACUGAAAGCCGGCAGCCUACGCCGAUAUGACAACGCUAAGACUAAGGAUCCGCUUGUGAAUUGGCUGGGAAGGAGACCUGCGACUAAUGGCUCCCGAAAUGGAAGCCAAGGAGACCUGGCAAAGCUCAUCACUAAAGCGGAGUGGGAUGUUAGAGCUCUUUCGAAUCAGGAACGCUGGGAGUUGGCGGACAGUUGGCUUAGUGGAGCAAACGUCUCAGACAACUCUGCACUCCACGAUGCUCUAAAAGAAGCCGAUGAUCACCGGGCGACGAUGAAUAGUGUUCGGGAGGAAGUGCGCCGACGCACUUUGAUGAAUUCGAAGAUCAUUGGCAUGACCACGACCUCGCUUGCGAAGAACAUUGACACCCUCCGCAAAGUUGGGAUCCGAGUUGUUAUCUGUGAAGAGGCAGCAGAGGUAACCGAAGCCCAUAUGUUGUCUGCAUUGAUGCCAGGUGUCGAGCACUUUAUCCAGAUCGGCGACCACAAGCAGCUGAGGCCUCAAAUCAAUGAUUACAACCUCAGUCUUGAGUCUUCGUCCAAGACGAAAUGGCAGCUUGAUCGCAGCCAGUUUGAGAGGCGAGCCAUGGGUGAGCCUGGCCUUGAACCGGUGCCAGUGGCCCAGCUUAGGGUUCAGCGACGGAUGAGGCCCGGCAUCUCAAGGCUGAUUCGACGAGUAUACCCUUCGCUGGAAGAUCACAAGUCGGUUGGAGCUUUCCCAAAUGUGGUUGGAAUGCGCCAGGAUCUUUUCUGGCUUGAUCAUCGGCAUUUGGAGGACGGUCAAUAUGCCACUGGCUCGACCAGGUCCCACAGCAACAGGUGGGAAGUCUCAAUGGCCACGGCCUUGGUCCGUCACUUGGUUCGGCAAGGAGCUUACGACAGCUCUGAUAUUGCCCUUCUCACGCCUUACGCCGGGCAACUCAAGCAACUAAAGGCCGCCUUGAGCAACGAGUUUGAGAUCCGCCUCAACGAGGCUGAUAAGAAGAAGAUGACUGAAGAAGAGGCAUGGUUGGCCAGCCUGAGGGGGCCUGUGGCAAUGCCUGAAAAGUUCGUCAAGAAGCCACUGCUUCAGACCCUCCGUGUUGCAACCGUCGACAACUUCCAAGGAGAGGAGGCCAAGGUGAUUGUGGUCUCGCUCGUGAGGAGCAACAAUUCUCGCCAGGUUGGAUUUUUGGCUACAGAGAAUCGAAUCAACGUGCUUCUGAGCCGAGCGCAGCACGGCAUGUACCUCAUCGGAAAUGCAAACACCUACCAGAACGUGCCGAUGUGGGCUGAUGUUCAUCAGCAGAUCUCCGAUGCUGGGAACGUUGGUACUGACCUGGAAAUCUGCUGCCCGCGACACCCAGAGACACCCAUUGUGUGCUCCGAGCCCCGAGAUUUCAAGGACAAGAGUCCCGAUGGAGGUUGCACCGAACUUUGCGGAAAACCAUUGGAGUGUGGGCACAUGUGCAAGUCCAAGUGCCAUUCCGACAUGAUGCAUCAAAAUACCCCUUGCAACGAACCAUGUGAUCGCCUCAGGGAUGACUGCGACCACCCAUGCCGAAAGCUGUGCAAGGAGGAUUGUGGUCCCUGUGAAGCCAAUAUGGGCGGCCUGAAGCUGUCCUGCGGCCACGUCAAGAAGAACGCCAUCUGCAAAGAGCGAGGGUGGGCUGGCGAUAUCAUCUGCCAGACCAAAGUUCAAAAGCGGAUCUUCUUCUGCAAGCAUCUUGUUCCCACGGAAUGCCUCGGACGUCCCGAUGAGCUUCGGCAUGAUGACAAAUUCGAGUGUAUCUCUCGUUGUGGUCAGAAAUUGGCGUGUGGGCACGUUUGCAGCGCAAUGUGCUCGGAGUGUACUGUUGAGGACGGCUGGGGGCAUGUGUACGAGCACAAGCCAUGCACAUCAUGCAAAUAA
Messenger RNA from Clonostachys solani, 4137 nucleotides. Lineage: Eukaryota; Fungi; Ascomycota; Sordariomycetes; Hypocreales; Bionectriaceae. The record is from the annotation of a GenBank genome assembly.